Molecule: messenger RNA, 6081 nt
Organism: Argiope bruennichi
Lineage: Eukaryota; Metazoa; Arthropoda; Arachnida; Araneae; Araneidae
Product: FHF complex subunit HOOK interacting protein 2A-like
Exons: 1
Coding region: 371-2452 (693 amino acids)
Source: RefSeq, a predicted model, not a curated record
GGGUGACAAAUGUAAAUAAUUAAUAUUUUCACACUUGAAACUGCGAUGCAAAGAAAUUUUUUGUUCUGAAUGCAAUUUUGAAGAUAUCUUUUGGUUUUCUAGGAUAAGUUAUCUUAUUUUUAACAUAUUCAAAUAUGAUUUUUUCUAACAAUAAUUACAUCUUGACAAAUAUAUUGACACGUCUCAAACUUGCCACCUGGAGUGGUUGUCAUCGUUUAAAAUAGACAUAACAGGUUUAUUUCGGCUAUAUACGAAAUAGUGAAAUUUAGUGCAUUCGUACAAGAUUGUUAUAUUGCAAUAUAAGAGUUAAGAUUGUAAAAUUAGAUUGAAUUGCUGUCGCUUUUAAUAUGUGAUAUUAAAUUAAAUAAAUAUGUUCAGCCGGUUUACUAAUGCCCUGUAUAGUGCGGUGGAUGCAUUAGCACCACCUCACCCUUUGCAAGAAGAUUUUGUUUGGCACUGGAAAUCAGUAACGAAAUUCUUUACCGCUAAAAAUGCCUCAAACUCGAUUCCAAUUGAAUCUACUUCUAUACCUGGACAUUUAAUGGAAAUGCUGUCGAUUUUAGAGCAAGAAGAAAUAGAAAUUGAAACUGGCAAUAUUGGUCCCUGUAUGGAGUAUAUAAUGCAGCAUAAACUAUUGGAUACUAUGUGUGUUUUAGCGACAUCUGAUGCACCCCCAGGAAUGAAAAGAUACAUGUUCAUAUUUAUUACAAAAACUCUCAAAAUCAUGCAGGAAUCUUUAAUUCCUCAUGUGAGUGUUUGUGUACCUAUUCAGAAUUUUAUAAAAUUAUGUGGUGAAAUUGUUGCUGGUCCAACUGAACGUGAGGAAAUGGACUUCUUGCAGUGUAUCUGUGAUAAAAUAGAGAAAAAUCCAGAUUUAAUCAAUUGCUUUUUUCUUGUAAAUUGUGAACCUACUUCCCGCAGAAAUUCAAUGGUUGCGUCAGCAUCCAAAGAUUGUAUUAAUUUUGGAAGUUCAGACAAAGAAUAUGCUUUAAUUUCAUCUUUAUUGAAAUUAUAUCAAAGUCCUGAUAAUGACAUAUCUGUUAAUGCAAGAGACUCUUUAAAAACUUUAUGUUCACGUGCAGAUGAAACUAUGGCCAUAAGUAUUGCACAGUUUACAAAACUGAGUCAAGUUCUUUGCUCUAGUGUUGUAACUUUGUUCUCUAAUAUUCCUAGAAUAUUAAAAAUACAUGAUAUAGAAAAUCCUUUGUCAGAAGAAGGUGCUCCAAUAUCUCCUGACAAGAGAAAAUAUCUGUGUUAUUUACAACAACUUCAUUAUAUUGAUUCCCUGAUCGAAACAGCACAUCAUACUAUCAGUGAUCAUUUAUCAUAUAGAUUCAAAACAGAGUUCCUUGACAUUUGCUUUUAUCCAUGUUUAGUUGAAGAAACAGAUGAAGACAAACUUUUAUUUUCCACUACGCUGAUUGCUAGUUCUCUUCGAAAUGUAAAAUCACCAAAGCUGAUUGACGCAUUUGCAGCAUUUUUACUGAACGAUGAAAGUGUGGAAUUGCCAGAAAAGUCUGAAACAACUGUGAAAUCUGUCUUACUGGAACGUUGUCGCAACAGUGAUGAAAAUGUCGCUCUAUCUAUAUGUAAUCUUCAGCUAUUUGAAGAACUUCUAGUAAGACCUACAAAAUAUAUACUAGAUAAUUUAAUAUUAAAAUAUAUAGAUGGAAGAGGUUAUUAUGAUCAUGCAGCUUCAGACAGUUGGCUUCAAUUUUCUGAUGAUGACACUUGUAGUCGAUAUAGUGAUGACUUAUCAUCGAAUUCUGGCAUGUCCAAUAAAUCUGUUGCACCUACCUACAUUCACCGAAUUAUUGAUGCUUUUAUUGCUAUUUUACCUGAUGAUAUUAAAUCUUGUCAAGAUGAAGAUGAUACCGGUUAUGAAACCUACCUUAAAGAAGCACAUAGAAGGUUUUUGGAAGUACUGUCCGUUUGUGAAGGUUUUGAAUGGCCAUUGACUUUUUCUGAUAAGGAAGACUGUCAGGUGGGUGCAGAAGAUGACUCUAGUUCAGAGUCCCAACCUGAGGCUGAUUCUGUUCAUUGGACAUUUUAUGAAGGGGAAUUUCUUAAGAUGUUAUUUGACAAACUUGAACUUAUACUGUUUCAACCCUAUGAAGUCAAUCUUCAGUUGACUGCUAUCAUUUCCCAAAUUGUUUUAUUUCCCAAUCCCUAUAUUCAUGAAUACUUUUUAAAUCCUCUCAUACCUUAUAAUCUUGGUGCAAGAUCACUUUUCUUAGUCCUGUUUAAAAUUUCAGAGGAUAUACAAAAGGAAGUUCCAAAAAUAAGGGGAUUUGCUACAAAACUGAAACUGACGCGUAAUGCACUUUUGAGUGAUGGGAAUGAAUAUGCGACUUUUGAGGAGUCCCAUGUAUUGGAGGCUUUAAUUAUUCUUGAAGAAUUUUGCAAAGAGUUGGCUGCAAUUACAUUUGUAAAAUACCAUGCUAUGUCUUAAUAUUGUUUACUUUUAAUUUAUUAAAUUAGAAUUAUUUAUAAAUUAAAUUUUUAAAAAUAGCAUUUAAGGCUUGACUAGACAUUAUAUGUAUACCUCAGUAUUAAGAUAGUAUGCAUAUUUUUCAUUUAUCAAGGCAUUUGUUAAACAUUGUAUUCCUAAUAUUGUAAUUUUAUUAAAUUUAUUUAUUUUGCUACAAAGCUAUACUUUUCUUUUUAAUAUAAAAAGUGAUUGAAACAUUUUUGAAAAUUUAAUUCGGCCAAAGGAGUAAUAUUUUACAUUUUUCUUUAAAGAAAAGUAAACAUUUAUGCACAUUUUCUUAUGCUCUUUAUCAGUACAGUAACUGACAAGGCAAAGCAUUUUGAGUUUUUUUAAAAAUAAAUUCAAGGUAUCAAAAAUUAUAAAUUAUAUUUUUAGAUGUUAAUAGAAUAUUUAUGUAUUUAAAUAAACAAGCAAGACUGUGAUAAUUCAAUGAUGAGAUGAUUAUAGAAAUGUUAAUUUGAUUAUGAUUGUUGAUUUCAAUUCUAAGUCAGUUCGCCAAUUUUCAGUGUUUAUAAGUAUUGAAAUGAUUACAUAUAAAUUUUAUAUUUAUAUGUGUUGUAUAUGAAUAUAAUUCUACAAUUAAUAUUAAAAAUUAAGAAAUUAUGUUUGAUUUCAAUAUGUAAGUAUUAUAUAAAUUAUUUUAAAAAAUUGAAAUCUUACAACGUUUAUAUCAUCAUUAUUGAUAAAUUUGGUCUGUAUUAAAAUAAGCUCCAUUUUAUAUUAACAACUAUAUUUUAAUUUUAUACUUAUUGAGGAUUUUAUAUAUAAAUAAUUAUACUUCAUAAAAAUAAAUCAGUGGUAAAAAAUAUUUUUUGAGAUUCAAACAUUGCAACCAUAUGUUGAACACAAUUUAGGUCCGAAUUAAGACAAAUUGGACUAAGUGCUGCUGUUUAAUCAAUGGCACUUAUUUUCAUACAUUCAUAACUUUUUUAAUUCUAAAUUGUAUUGCAGAUAUAUAUGAAGUUAUUUGCCCAAUAUUUUAAAUAUAUUUAUAAAUAAUUAUAAAACAAAUUUAACUUACUGCCUUUCUUUUUAUUAAUAUAUUAACUAAAAUCAUUAUUAAUGAAAAAAAUAUUUGCUUCUUUCUGGCUAAUAAAAUUAAGAAAUUCAUCAAGAAUAUGGUUUGGGAUGCUAAAUACAUUUUAAAACUACUUGUAAAUUAGGCAGUAUGUUACCUAAUGAAGUCUGCUUCUAUAAUAUUAAUUACAGUAUAAUACAACUCUAAUUUACCUAUUAAGUAAAUUAGUCUGAAUCUGAAAUUUAAACAAUGAUUUUAAAUAAUGGCUUUUUUUUCUCUACGCAUUUUUAGUUAUUGUAAUUUUCAGAAACCUUUAUAUACUUUAUCAUUAAUCCUUAUACAAUUUUGAGUAUGUGUUGAUAUUUAUGGUCUCCAGUUUACUUGGUGAUUAUCAGAUUACACCAAGUUCCAUUUUGCAUAAGAUGACAAAAUGGUUGCAUUAUGGUUUAACUUGUUUGUGUGAUUUUUUAAUUUUUUUUUGGCGAUAUAUCAUGGAGACCAUUAAUAUUACCCUCCCCCCUUUUUUUGUCUUGUUCUGUGUAAAAUCUUUAUUCAAAAUUGUUCUGUUAAAACAAAAAUAUGCAGAAUUUUUAUAUGAUAAUGCACACAUGUUGUAUUAAUAAGAAAGUUUCUUGCAUUUAAGGAUAUGAUUAGAUGGUUUUUGGUUAUGGUUUUAUUAUCAACUUCUAUGCAUUAAGAAAAGAAUGAUUUUUGAUAUAGCAUGUUGUUGUUUAAUACAUAAGAUACCGACAUUAUUUUCACAAUUUGAUUUAUUUUUGUAAUACUUUCAUACUUAUGUUUUAACCAAAUCAACUAAUUUAAUUUAUACUUUUGCAUUGAUUAUUGACAGUUGCAGUGAACUGUAUGAUAUAGUUUCAAAAAUUUCUCAAUGGGUACAUAAAUAAAAUGAAUUAACUAUGAUAAUUCUGAUGCUUCCAUUAUGAAGUUUUAUAUCUAAAUUAAUUAAAGGAAUGCAGAUUUAUGUUUCAAAAAAAUUUAAAAUAUAUUUUUGUAAGAUUGUAAUGAAAUUUUCAACCUAAAAAAACUAUAUAUAAUUAUGUCAGAAUUAUUCAUAUCCUGUGAAAUGUGUAAGGUUAUUUGAAUGAUUGUCAUCGCUACAACAGAAGAUAAGGAACUGCAGUCUUAAAGCCAUGAUUGAUUCAGUUCAAUCAAUCAUUGCCGAGAUAACUUGACUUUACAUUACUUUGCCGUUAAGGGAAGUAAAAAUCUGCUUACUUAUCUAGCAGUUUUUCAUCCACAUAUUCAUGGUGCUACCUGGUGAAGGUAAAAAUAUGUGUAAAUGAUUUUGGUAGGUCUUUUUAUUGUUGCAUUAAUUAUCUGAAUUUUUCUUUCUUUAUGAAUUAUAUUACUGUUUUACUGACAAUAUAAAGUAAAUAUAAAAUUAAUACUUACAUAGAAUUAACAUUAAACUUCUAUUUCAAUUGUAAAUAGUACACUAUUUUGAUUUGCACAAGCAUAGAUGUCAAAUGCAUUGGAAUAGCUUCGAUUUAAUAUAUAAAUUUAUUAAAUUAAAACUGAACUGCUAAGAAACUUGGGUACAUCUAAAAGUAUUGAGAUGAUUUUUUUUUUUUUUUUUUUUUCAUUUUAGAAUCAUAAUUUGUUUUGUCUUCUGUUUCCUGGUCUUUAUUUUUUCCUAACAGUGCUUCCAGAAAUAUUCAUUUAAUAUUUUGAAUGACAUUUUUUUGGUCUUUGACAUUUACAGGGGUACUUUGUGGCUUAGGUAUCAGAACACUCUUUUCGUCUCAUUCUUGGAGAAGAGUAAAAAAUAUGUUGCGGUCAAUGACCGAUUUCUUACCGACAUAUUCUAUCUUGAUGCUUUACUUUAAAAUUGAAUUUUUGAGUCUGCAUUGAAAUAUCUAAAUACAUCUAAUGUUUAAUGCAAAUUUAAUUUGAAUCUUCUUUCUAAUGCUUCUUUUUUUCUGCAAUAUCUAAAAAUUCCCAAAUUAACAAAUAUAUAUGAAUGCACAUAGAGAAAAAAAGAAAAGUUGCUAACAACUAAUUGUAAUUGUAUAGAAUCUUGGAUAUGUAUAAAUUUCAUGUAACUGCUCCAAAAUUAGAUAUAACGUUGAUACCUUCUUAUCACCCUAAGUCAUUAUAAUGCAAUGACGAAUAUAAAUUUUUGUAAUUUUACUUGAAGUAUUAUGAGUCAUGUACUAAUUUUCAUCUUAUCAAAAUUUAAUUUAUGAUUAUAGGAUUCAGUCAUGCUUUUAACUUUUGUAUAUAUAAAAAGAUUUUUUAAAAAUCUUUGAUAAUUAAAUCGAUUUUUAAUUAUAGUUUAUUUCGGAAUGCACAUUGCAAAAUCUCCAAGACUUGCAUAUUAUUCACCAAGGUCAAUUGUAAAACCAAACAAACAAACAAAAAAGAUUGUUUUUUUGUAUGAAGAUGCAUAGAAAUAUUGAAAAAUAAGCUCUUACAUAUUUUAUUUUGAUACCUAGUUAAUUGUAACAUUUGAAUUUUGUAUAAUUAUGAUAUAUGAAACAAUUUUCAUUUUAAUUCUAUAUUGGUGAUAUAAUUAAGAUGAUGUAUUUUAAUAUUUAAUUUAUUCUGAAGU